Molecule: messenger RNA, 5810 nt
Organism: Portunus trituberculatus (swimming crab)
Lineage: Eukaryota; Metazoa; Arthropoda; Malacostraca; Decapoda; Portunidae
Gene: Nup133
Product: nuclear pore complex protein Nup133-like
Biological process (GO): protein import into nucleus; transcription-dependent tethering of RNA polymerase II gene DNA at nuclear periphery; poly(A)+ mRNA export from nucleus
Cellular component (GO): nuclear pore outer ring
Molecular function (GO): structural constituent of nuclear pore; protein binding
Source: RefSeq, a predicted model, not a curated record
UCGAAUUGUAGCCCUGAUGGAGAGAGAGAAGCUUGAUCAACACAUGUUCUGUUCACGAGUUCAGUUCAUUUUGUCAGUCAAGUGCUGAUUUCUGUCUCUUCUGUGGUGCUGAGGUGCUGAGUGGGCCAGGGCGUCAGCAGGCAGUCCCCAGCAGGCCAGUGGAGGGCUGGGUGCACAAUGUUCACCCCAGGAGCUGAGCGUGGGGGUGUUGGGGCGCCCACUCCCCCGCCCACCACCCCUGCCAGUUACUCCUCUGCCAGUGCCAGGGUAGCAGCCGCUCGGAGACGCAGUGGCCUCUUCACCUCAGGGGCAAGGCAGUCCCCCUUCGCCACUCCAGGUCGGUCCACACCCUUGAAUCGCUCCCUGCAAACGUCACAGCUGCUGGAGUCGGCCGGCCAGUACACCAUGGAGUUCUACGGCUCGUCGCUGCCCACACUGGUCAAGGAAGCACUUACUUUUGCUGACCGCAAUGUGGAGAUGUCUGCGGUGCUCUCGGAGGAGGGGUGGGCAUGGCUGGUGUGUGGGCGGCGGCUGCUGGUGUGGAAGUACAGGCCGGAGGAGAGUCGGUCGCGCCUCGUCAACCACCAAUUCCGUGAGCUGACCCUCCCACCUUCUGACUGCCACCGUGCACAGCUGGUGGUGGUGUAUACUCCAGCUGAGGGACAGGUGCCAUCGUGCAUUGCUGCUUCCCCCGAGGGCUUUGUGAGGUACUGGGGCACCAUCACCCACGAGGCAUCUUACUGUGAGGUCAGCACGGAGCUCCAGGGACAAGAGUGUGAAAGCUUGGUCUCCCUUGGUGCUGGGUUAGGCUGUCUGCUGGCCACCACUACCUCCACCACCCUCCUGCUGCAGCCCGGGGGAGGUCUCGGGGGUGGGCAGACCAUCAACGUGCGGCACCUCAAGGCACCAGCAGGUCUUCUUGGGGGCAUAUCUCGCCUCUCCUCCCUCAUGUUUGGAUCCAUGCCCACACAAGCUCCUGAAGCUAGGCUGGUGAGGGCAGUUGGGGUACCAGGAGCUCAGGGGGAGGAGCGGGCUAUCCUGGUGCUCUCUGCCAACAGCCUGCAGAAGUGGUACCUUGCCCCCAGCCAGGCUGACCAACUGGUGUAUGAGUGUAAUGUGGAGAAGCACAUUCGAGAGAGCUUUGUUGAUCAUGUUUGGGGGCGGGAGCGUGCUGGAGCCACACAGCUGAGGGUGUGGCUGGUGGACAUGCAGCCAGCAGCAGGAGGGUCGGCUGUCAUGGUCCUCACAGCUGCUGUCAACCCUCAAGUGUCACAGCAACUGGUUUAUGCACUGGCCACCAUGGAGACAGGCGGCACCACUCCACCAACCACAGUGAACAAUUUCUCCGUCCUGAAGCAUUCUGAGUACUACCAGGAGUCAGCGGAGAAUGUACUGCUGGCUCAGAGGUUCCUGUUGUGUGGGACCACUGCUUACAUCUACAACAAGAACACUGUGCUCUGUGUCUCAGCAGUGGGUGAAGGCGACAGUGGAGACCGGGUGGAGUUCUCAGGUGCGGGUGACAGUAUCUUGGGUGUCGGCCGGUCUCAGAGGCUGCCACUCUUCUUCUCAGCAACUAAUGGCAUUGUCUCCAUCACGCCCACCACUGCCAAUACUAGUACUCUUGGAGGAAUGGUGAACGAGAGCAUGACAGAGGAGGCAUCCCGGCUGACAGAGGGACUGAACCUGAGUCUUGGUGGGUGGGGAGAGGGUGGAGCAGACCAGGAUAAGACUACAAGGUUCCAGGCAGCAUUCCUUCACUACAACAAAGGCAAUGUAGCUCAGUCGCAGCUGCUGCUUGACGAGCUGUUCCCUGGCUCAGACACUUCACAGCUGGACUCGGCUGUGCUGCAGCUCUCCAUCAACCUCCUGGAUGACUCUCCGGCCACUGACCCACGCUGGGCUGAGGCACUGAAGGGGCCGCUGGAGGCACAGGGGCCAACCUCCCUCAUUGUGCUCAACCAACUGAAGGACAAGACCACUGCCCACCAGUACUUCAUCACCUUCUUGCAGCAGAUGGGACUGUGGCAGCAGCUGAGUGUGGGCAUGAGCGAGACACACGUGGCCACCAGAACAGCCCUGGCAGAGCAUGGACAGAGGCUUGCCUUCGCCACAGCACUGCGCAACAUGCACAAUGAACACCAGGAGCUUGUGGAUGCUGCCAUCAGGCAUGUGGUGGCGGAGCGUGGCGAGGUCCCUAAGAACAAACUGACACACGCUGACCUCUUUUACCGGUGUGUGAGUCAGAUUGAGGACAUCAUCGCCGGGGUGUUGAAGGCGCAGGAGGAGGUCCUCUCGGCAGACGUGGCUCCUCGUGAUCCUGUAGCAACCAUCCACAAUGUCAACAAGCUGCUCCUCUCCCUGCUGCACACUGCCCGGGCCCCCUCCCCCACCAUGCCCCCUUCCACCACCACCACAGACUCCUCACUGGAACAUGUGCCCUGGACUGCCACCAGGGGAAUGAAGGGCACCAGAACACUCCUCCUGCAGCAGCACCAAACCACUGUGCAGGUUGGAUUGGUGAGGGCCGAGGACAGUGCCACAAGGACUAGACUGUACAGCCAACUAGUCAACCUUGCUGACUUCAUCCUGGCCGACUACCAGCCCCACCUGCGCUCCCUGGCUGCCCUGCCCCUGGGCCACGACGCACACCAGGACCUGCUCAAAGAGUAUGGCAAGGACAGAUACAGUCUUAUCCAGCCCCUUGUGGAGGGUGAGCAGUAUGACCAGGCAGUGAGUCUGGCAGAGAAGUACUGUGACUUCCGCACACUGGUGGAGGUGUGUGACCGAACCAACAACCAGGAGAGGCUCACGCAGUACAUGAACAGGUUUGGCUCAGAGGGUUUCUCGGACUUUGUGUUCCGGUGGUACCUUGAGACAGGGAAGCGAGGGAAGCUGCUGUGCCAGGGAGCCGGCCAGCAGGGAGGUGAGCUGGCCAGGUUCCUGCAGGACUACAGCUCCCUGGCGUGGCUGCACCAGAUCAACACCAGGGACUUCACCUCUGCUUGCUCCACCCUCAGACAUCUGGCUCAGGAGGAGAGCACUUACCUCAGCCGGAAAAAGACAUUACUGAGUCUGAGCAAACUGUGUGGCUUAGUGGCUGGUGGUGGUGAUGGCGGUGGUGGUGGCGGGGCAGACACCACCAAUGGCAGCAUGGUGGUGGAGGAUGACUCACUCAGCCUGGAGGAGGAGCUCAUCCACUACCAGGAGCAGCUGCCUGAGUCUGUCCUCUCAGCACACUUCCUUGAUGCUGACACCAUGAGGGUCUUGUCCCCCACCGAGCUGAUUCAUAUGUACACUAGUGAGGACAAUGUGAGUGCCAAUGAGUUCGACUUCAAGAAAGCUUUGGACCUGAUGUCAUUUGUUGGAGAAGAGGAAGCAGAGGAGUUGCGUCGCCUGGUGUGGGUGAGAGCACUGCUGAGGAAUUCCUGGGAGCACCUGGACACAGACAACCCCAUACAGGCCCUCAGUGAAACAACCUUCUUCAAGACAGUGGAGCUGGCAUUCACUCAAGGGUGUGAGAUGAGGGAGCUGCUGGUGCCUGUGGAGGAGCUGCUGACAUGUGAGGAACUGGAAAAGCUGUGCCAGGAUGCUAAUUUCAAGUUCCUUCUGCGUGCCGGCUAUGAACACGUGGAAAAGUUGAUCGGAUAGCAUUAAUGUUUUUACCAGAGCGACUCUCUCUCUCUCUCUCUCUCUCUCUCUCUCUCUCUCUCUCUCUCUCUCUCUCUCUCUCUCUCUCUCUCUCUCUCUCUCUCUCUCUCUCUCUCUCUCUCUCUCUGUCUCUGUUUCUCUCCAGGUCUCCAUCCCUUUUGUAAUGGCUAAAGACACCUUUUUCUAAUAGUCCAUCACAGUGUACCUUUAGACUCAACACACUUGUACAUACUCUGCCUCAAUUAUAGUAAUAAAAAAACAGGUACAACUUGAUUAAUAUAUAUUUUGUACAGUUUACAUAGUCAAGGUUAUUUAUUUUUCACCAUUGAUCCUGUUGAGACUCUUCAUUUACUCUAUUUUUUGGGUCCAGUUACCUGAGAGUUACCUCAUUCAUACACUACACAGCUUAAUUCCCCACCGACGCUGAGAUGAUCUUGGUCUAUCCUGAAUGUUGAUAGUAACUUUAUUUUCUCACUGUGACAAGCAACACCAUAGCACUAGCACCCAUAUUCAACCUUUUCCCUCUCACUAUGGCAAUUUUCCCAGGCCACAGAGACAACUAACUUGGUUUUCAAGGCAGUUUUUCCCUUUUAUAAACUAGAAAGCUUGCCAAUCUAUCAUGAGAACCAUAAAAAUACUCUUAAAAACAUGAGUAUCUUCAAUUAUAGGUACUGGAAGCAAUGGAAUCUUGAUAAACGACAAGAAAAAGAGAUAUUAAAUAAAAUCAGUAAUUUUUAGUGAGUUUAAUGCUAAGAUAUUGCUGAGGAAGGAGAAAAAAGACCUUAGUGGUUCUACAUAUAUUAGGGAAAAUCAGUGAAGAAAAAGCUAUGGAAACUUAAUAAACCACAAGGAAAAGAAAUAUUAAAUGGAAUCAGCAAUUUUUAGCCAGUUUGAUGCUAAGAUAUUUUGAGGAGGGAAGAAAAAAGACAUAGUGUUUAGUUAUUAGGGAAAAUCAAUUAAGAAGCAAUGGAAUCUUGAUAAACCACAAAGAAAAUAGAAAUGAAGGGUUUUCAGCAAUUUUUAGCUAGUUUAAUGCUUAGACUUUGCUGAGUAGGGAUAAAAUAGACCUUAGUUAAUUAAGUUAUAAGAGGAAAUCAACUCAAGGGAAAGUGUUAGUGGCAGUAAGGCUGUUUCUCUUACCUCAGUGUUCAGUAUUGAAUUAAAUGCCAAUACUCAAACUGUAAGGAAUUUUGAUGCUCUAGGAAUGUCUCGGCUAUUUUGCAUUUCUAUUUUGUCUCAUUUUAAUUCAUUGUUUGUAUAUCAUUGAAAUACCUGGACUGUUUCUCAUCUUUUCCUCAUUUUUACUCAUUUUCCUGUGUCUUACUUCUUUGGGGGAUGUAAAUCAGGUGGUAUACACACACACACGCACACACACACACACACACACACACACACACACACACACACACACACACACACACACACACACACACACACACACACACACACACACACACACACACACACACACACUGCAUGUUCUGUAUCCUUAAGCACACUCAACAUUUUGCCAUAACAAUGCAAUUCUCCUUAACAGUGCAAGAUAUGACUAGUGGAUAACCUUUAGCAGUAUGUUAUGUUAAGCCCUUCAGUAUUGGGAUGCAUUUUUACCUUGAGUUUUGGGUAUAAUAGAUGAUUUUAGGAUCAUUAAGAAGGCUCUAUGGAGAUCAGAAGAUUAAUGGCCACAGUCUUCACUAUUCUAUUCCCCCAGACAAGUUUCUAAACAUGUAAAUUAUCAAAUAGUAAGCAGAAUGAAUGUUGAAAUGUGAGUUUUGGAUGUGAUUAGAUAAUUUUAUUGACAUUAGGAAAGGUCUUUGAAGGUCAGAAGAUUAAUGGCCAGAGUCUUCACUGUUCCAUUCCCCUCAGAGUUUCUAAAGCUGUAUAAAAUCACUAAAUAACCAGAAUGAAUAUUGAAGUGUGAGUGUUGGGUGUGAUUAGACCAUUUUAUUCACACUAGGAAAGUUGUAUGGAGGUCAGAAGAUUAAUGGCCAAAGUCUUCACUGUUAUAUUCCCCCCACACAAGUUUCUGAAGCUGUAAAUCACCAAAUAGUAAACAGAAAAGUGGAAACGUGUCCUGGUACUGAAGGGGUUAAGUAAAUUUUGACUAUAGUGUAGUGGGAUGGGGCCAAGUGUAUUUUUAAUAAUAAUAAUGAUAAACAUGU